UGGGAAGACCUCAGGCUAUGCGACGACGCGACUGACGACUACUUCCGCGAUAAGCUGUGAAUGUCGCCGCAAGUGUUCCAGGAGAUCGCGGAGGUGUGUGUGCCUCAUCUUCAGCGGCAGGUGACGUUCUAUAGGGAGCCUUUGCAGCCGGACCAGAUUGUGGCGUACGCACUGUACAGGUGGGCUUCAGGUGAGACGUAUCAGAGCAGCACGUGCAACUUCGGGAUCGGACGAGCUUCUAGGCUGAUUGUCGUCCACGACAUGACUGCCACUCUGCUGAGGGUGUUCGGCGAUAAGAUAGCGUGGCCGACGGGAGUUCGUAAACAAGUCGUUCUUCGGGCGUUCGUUGAUAAAGGCUUCCCCAACUGCCACGGUUGCAUUGAUUGCACUCACAUCUACGUCGACAAGCCAGCGAAUGCUCCGAGCGAAAAUUACUACGACAGGAAGCGCCGUUUCUCCAUCGUCUCGCAGGUCGUUGUCAACUUGGACUUGCAUGUGUUGGACGUGCACAUGGGAUACCCCGGUAGCUGCCACGACAUCAGGGUGCUGCAGUUGUCCAGCCUGUCGCUGCGCGCAGAGGAGGGGUCGUUGUUCCGCGGGCCCCCCGUCACACUGCCGUUCGGUGUGAAGACGAACAGUUACCUUCUGGCGGACAAUUGGUACCCCCCUGCCGAAUGGAUGGUUGUCCCGUACGGCGGUAUCAAUCAGAGCGUCGAGCAGGAGCGGUUUGACAACAAGCAGAAGGUGGCAAGGGGAGCGGUGGAGAGGGCGUUCGGCAGGCUGAAGGGCAUGUGGCGGCUGUUUCUCCGAACACACAAGACAAACCUGGAGACGCUCUCGCAGCAGUUCACCGCCGUCUGCAAACUGCACAACUUACUGAUCGACGCGGGGAUCCUCUUCGAUGAGAAUCUGCUGUGGGAGGUCGACAGUAAUGGUGUGCGACGACGAGUGGACCUGGGGAUCGACGAGCCCCUCCAGCUUGUGUCGAUGUUGAUGUUGACCCACGAAGCCUUAGCCUUGAGGCAUGCUUUGGCGGAACGAAUGAAACAUGAAUGAGUCGUGUAUCAUUCAUGGACGAC
This is a messenger RNA of Chara braunii, 1079 nucleotides long. NCBI's taxonomy places the organism in Eukaryota, Viridiplantae, Streptophyta, Charophyceae, Charales, Characeae. The record is from the annotation of a GenBank genome assembly.